AUGGCGGAUAUCACUGCCCGGAUCAAGGAAGCUAUCAGGGAUCCUCAUAAGGAGGUGAACCACAUGAACACAGCCCGCAUCCGGCUCUGCCUUACCGGAGAGAAAAAGUCGCUUGUCUCCUACGCGGUAGGGUUCUCGUUUUACGCCGAGAUAUACCUUGCCUUCGAGGAGGCAUGGCGCGAGAUCGACAACGCCAGGUCCUCGGACAGCGACAGCUCAGAUGGCACUGAUAUCGUUGCAUAUCACGAAAAAAUAUGGCAGCUGUCCGAGCUGAUUGGCAUGGCCGGCCUGAACCGGACCGAGCGCCUUCAGGCAGAUCUCGCGUGUCUCCGCUCGCUGGAUCCCGCCAUUGCGCAUCUCACUGAAGGCAAGCUUGACAAUACCCACACCAGGGAAGAUGUCAUUAGUCGCAUUCGGGAGAAGCCGCACAGGCUGCUGGCGUACGCAUGGGUCCUGUACCAGGCGCUGUUCAACGGAGGACGCUUUAUCCGUCGGCAACUCAUCAAAGCUGGCCCCGAGUUCUGGGGUAUUUCGCCGGAGGAUCUUGCCUCGUUCCCGCCUCCGUUGUCGUUUUGGCACGUUCCCGACGAUCCGAGCUAUGAGAAGGAGUUCCGCUCCCGGGUCAAGGAAGCCGAAGGGUUAUUGACGACAGCCGAAACCGACGACGUCAUCGAGGAAUCGGUCGAAAUUAUCUGUCGGUGCAAGGCGUUGACAGAAGAAUUGGACAAAUGGGCAGCUGGGUUUGCAUGACUUUCCAGAUGAGUCUUUCUGGAUUGAUUUCAAGCUGUUGCAUGGUGAUUGUGUUUGGUCUGGUCUGGGUCCUUGUCUGGUAGAAUCCUUUGCCGGAAUUGUGAUGCUAGGGACAUUGGCUACAUGGUGCAAUGUUAGUAUUUGGGUUCGGGGUUCACGAUGUAGAAAUUCAUUGGCAGCGCAUCUGAUGAAAGCUGAAUAUUUGACAUCAUUCGAU
Aspergillus steynii IBT 23096 is the source of this 967-nucleotide messenger RNA. RefSeq names its product biliverdin-producing heme oxygenase. The record is from RefSeq and is a predicted model, not a curated record. Gene Ontology annotation, biological process: heme oxidation. Gene Ontology annotation, molecular function: heme oxygenase (decyclizing) activity. The transcript is spliced from 2 exons. The coding region runs from base 1 to 750 and encodes 249 amino acids. NCBI's taxonomy places the organism in Eukaryota, Fungi, Ascomycota, Eurotiomycetes, Eurotiales, Aspergillaceae.